AUGACCUCUGCUGUAAUAACCAAUGCAUUCUAUGCGAAAAAACAAUUCUAUCCAUCUGUUGUCUAUCUGACGAAAUCAAGUACAAGUCUUGCAGUUCUUUAUCUUCAGGCAUUAGUGUUUGUUGUUCUGCUCGGAAAAGUUUUACAAAGAAUAUUCCUUGGUCAAUUACGAGCCAUUGAAACUGAGCAUCUGUAUGAUCGAACAUGGUUUUCAGUAACGGAAACAUGUUUAGCAUUUACUGUUUUUCGUGAUGAUUUCAGUCCACGUUUCGUUGGUUUAUUCGCGAUUUUAUUAUUUCUAAAAUGUUUUCACUGGUUACUAGAAGAUCGAGUAGAUUACAUGGAACAAAGUCCUGUUCUUGGUCCGAUAUUUCACGCACGUGUGAUCAGUUUAUCAAGUGUUUUAUUUCUUCUGGAUUAUUUCUUCGUCAUAUCAGCUUAUUCUCAUACAAUAACACGAGGAGCAUCUGUACAAAUUGUAUUUGGUUUUGAAUAUGCAAUUCUUCUUGUUGCUGUUGUUUCAACUGCUAUGAAAUACAUUCUUCAUACAAUUGAGAUUCGCACCGGUGAACAGUGGGAAAGUAAAGGUGUAUUUAUGCUUUAUUCGGAUCUUGUUCUUGGCUUUUUCCGUGUGUUACUCUAUAUGAUAUUUAUGAUUGUUAUGAUGAAAAUUCACACAUUUCCUCUCUUUGCUAUUCGACCAAUGUUUAUUGCCAUGAAAGCAUUCCGUAAAUCAUGUAGUGAUGUGAUCGAAUCACGACGAGCUAUCCGUAAUUUAAAUACUAUGUAUCCAGAUUUAACUGCAGAGGAACUUGCUAACGUAGCAGAUACAACAUGUAUCAUAUGUCGUGAGGAAAUGCAGGUACAACAGAGUAUUAAACGUCUCGGUUGUCAACAUAUUUUCCAUAAAAAUUGUUUACGUUCGUGGUUUCAACGACAGCAAACUUGUCCUAUUUGUCGAACAACGGUUCUACGCCCCGCAGCUCCUCGAGCAGCCGCUGCUGGAGCAGCAGGAGGUCAACAACCACAGAAUCAACAAGCACAACAACAACACGCUCAAGUUCCCAAUGCUGGAGUUCAAGUUCCAUCAGGUGCUUCAUCUUCUGUACCACCUUCAUCAGCUUCAGCAUCGCCACCUCCAUCCUCGGCAACUACUUCACCAAUUCCACCCAUUUUUAAUUUCACGCCAUUGAAUCCAACAGCUGCUCAAGCAUCGUCACCAACUACGUUGUUUUCGCCACCUAUGUCAUUUCCCAUGGUAUUACCACCAUUUGCUUUUCCACCUCCACCUUUACCACCCGUGAACUUCACAGGAAUGUCAGAAGAAGCAAUUCGAGCUAUGGAAGGCACAGAACUAGCACACGUUCAAGCACGUAUUCAAUGUUUGCGCAAUGUAAGAAAUCUACUAGAUGCAUCAAUGACACAAAUGCAGCAAUACAUGAAUAUUGUAUCUACACAAAGUAAUAUGGAAAAUAGUUCACAGAUAUUAAAAAAUCUGAAAAAUGACGUUGAUGAAACUUUCACUUCACCAUUGAAUCCAGUUGUCGAAGAAAACGACACUGAUCUCAUUCGUCGACGUCGUUUAGAACACUUAGCAAACCGAGGGACAACAGCGUUCGGAGACAAUCAGGAUGAAAAGAAUGACAAUGCUUAA
Adineta ricciae is the source of this 1653-nucleotide messenger RNA. The record is from the annotation of a GenBank genome assembly. NCBI's taxonomy places the organism in Eukaryota, Metazoa, Rotifera, Eurotatoria, Adinetida, Adinetidae.